Molecule: messenger RNA, 2794 nt
Organism: Malus domestica (apple)
Lineage: Eukaryota; Viridiplantae; Streptophyta; Magnoliopsida; Rosales; Rosaceae
Biological process (GO): ubiquinone biosynthetic process
Cellular component (GO): mitochondrion
Molecular function (GO): FAD binding
Source: RefSeq, a predicted model, not a curated record
UCCUCCACUCUUUGAUCUUUCUUGUUCCUCACUUCAAUGGCGAUCUAUGAAGCACGGAUAUGGCGGCGGAGGGAUUCGGGAGCGUGAAAACUCGAAGAAUCUUGAUUUGGGAGAGGCGGAGAUUCGCUAAUUAGCAAAUAUUAAAACUAAAACGACACCGUUAUCUAUUUAUACAAGGUCAUCUUCUUCCAUACAAGUCUGAAACCUUUCCGCCGUCUUCCCACCGUCGGCAACUGCAAACAAGCGAAUGCCAAACGGUCGAACCAGUUCGGAACACGAUAAGCGUCUGAAUGCACCAAGCCAUAUCGGAGCUGUAUUUCAGCCGCUCCACACCCUCACCUCACCAAGCCGUUUCUCAGCCGCAUUGAGCCGUUGCAGUUCGUCUCCAAAUUGAAGCUCCCGUUCUUCAUAUAAGGCGAUGCUCUGAACGUCGUUUCAGCUUCUGGGUUAUGGCAGUUUCGCGGUUGUUCAGGAGUUUUAGCGGCCUACACAAAGCCAAUGCCAGAAUACAAGCAUACCCAUUUGGCUACAAGCAUAGCAGAGCCUUAUCAUCGGACUCUUUCAACAAUGGAGACGAUACGGUGCUUCCGGUUCUGAUUGUCGGUGCAGGACCUGUGGGUCUCGUUUUGUCCAUACUUUUAACAAAGCUAGGGGUCAAAUGUUCGGUUGUGGAGAAGAGCAAAACUUUCUCGAAUCAUCCACAGGCGCACUUCAUCAACAAUCGAUCCAUGGAGGUGUUUCGCAAAUUGGAUGGCCUGGCGGAGGAGAUCCAGAGGUCUCAACCACCAGUAGAUUUAUGGAGGAAGUUCAUAUAUUGCACUUCGCUCUAUGGUUCAAUUCUUGGGUCGGUUGACCAUAUGCAACCCCAAGAUUUUGAGCAAGUCGUCAGCCCGGUCUCUGUUGCACACUUCUCACAGUACAAACUGAUUAGUUUACUACUUAAGCAGCUUGAAAAUCUCAGCUUCAAGUUCUGUACAUCUGAUGGGUUGGAAGGCCUCAACCAUGGAACCUUUCAGGAAAAGCAACUAUUAAUGGGGCAUGAGUGUGUUUCCAUCAAAGCGAGUGAUGAUUUUGUUUCUGUGACUGCAUCUUUUCUCAAGGAUGGGAAGCGUAUGGAAAGGAAUAUCAGAUGUAAUAUCCUUGUUGGUACAGAUGGAGCUGGAAGUACUGUACGUAAGCUGGCUGGAGUGGAUAUGAGAGGUGAAAAGGACUUACAGAAGCUUGUGAGUGUCCAUUUCUUGAGCAAAGGUCUUGGGAAGUAUUUACUCUGUGAGAGACCUGGCAUGCUUUUUUUCAUCUUCAAUACUGAAGCUAUAGGGGUCCUUGUUGCUCAUGAUCUCGAGCAAGGGGAAUUUGUAUUACAGAUUCCGUUUUAUCCACCUCAGCAAAACCUUGAAGAUUUCAGUCGCCAGAUAUGUGAGCAAAUAAUCUUCAAGUUGGUUGGUCGAGAGCUAGGAGACAUAAAUGUGAUUGACAUAAAACCAUGGGUUAUGCAUGCUGAAGUUGCGGAGAAGUUUCUAAGUUGUGGCAACCGAAUAAUACUUGCUGGCGAUGCUGCUCAUCGAUUCCCUCCUGCCGGAGGGUUUGGAAUGAAUACUGGAAUUCAGGACUCUCAUAAUCUUGCAUGGAAAAUAGCUUCGGUAGUAGAGGGUACUGCACCGACUUCAAUACUUAAUUCUUAUGAAACAGAACGUAGGCCGAUUGCUGUUUUCAAUACAGAACUUAGUAUUGAGAACUUCAAAGCAGCCAUGGCUGUUCCUGCUGCACUUGGUCUUGAUCCAACUGUUGCAAACUCAGUGCAUCGCGUCAUAAAUGAGGGGGUUGGUUCCAUUUUACCAUCUGAAUUACAGAGGGCCAUUUUGGAUGGAAUUUUCACAAUAGGUCGUGCCCAGCUAUCGGAAUCUUUUUUGAAUGAAAACAACCCACUUGGGUCGUCAAGGCUUGCUAAGCUAAGGCGCAUAUUUGAAGAAGGAAAGAGCCUCCAACUCCAGUUCCCAGCAGAGGAUCUUGGUUUUAGGUAUCUAGAAGGUGCACUUAUCCCUGAUAGUGAUGGUGGAAUGAGUGCUCCAGAAGGACCUACUGGUCGCCGGAGGGACUAUGUUCCUUCUGUGGUUCCAGGUGCAAGGCUCCCCCACAUGAACGUGAGGAUAUUGUCAGAUACCUCAAGUGAGGUUACUAUUUCUACACUGGACCUUAUAUCUGGAGACAAGGUCGAGUUUCUCCUCAUUAUAUCGCCAACCGAGCCGUCUUACCAUCUUGCUCAUGCUGCAUUCAAAGUGGCCGAGGAAUUCAAAGUUUCUGCAAGGGUGUGCGUGUUGUGGCCUGCCGGCAGUGUUAAGGGAGUCGAAAUAAAGAGUAAGGCAUCAUUGGCACCCUGGGAGAAUUACAUUGACCUCGUGGAAGUUAAAAAGUCACCAAAUUCGUCAUCAUGGUGGGAUAUCUGCCAAAUGAAUGACAAAGGAGCCAUCUUAGUUCGACCGGAUGAGCAUGUUGCUUGGCGUGUGAAGUCAGGGGUUGUCCGUGACCCUAUAACGGAAAUGAGAAGGGUAUUCUCGGCUACUCUCGGCAUAAAACAACAUACUAAAGAUCAAGAAACUGACACAUGACAUUUGUUAUCGAAAUAAAACCACAUACUAAAACCAAUUGACUUGACACAUGACAUUUGUUAUCGAAAUAAAAGUGAUCUUGAUGUGCAGGAGUAACGUAUUAGGUUUGUCGUAACAUUCGACAUUUUGCAACAGAAUGUAUUUUUACGUAUGUCACUUUGUAAUCAAGUAAGCUAUGUUCUCUCUCU